CUUUUGAUCACGUGACGAUCACUAAUGUAAACUAACAUGGUGGAUUAAUAAGAAAAGUCGUCGCGAAAAUGUUUUAAUAAUUGCCAUAGAUUGACCUUAGAUACAGAAAAAAUGGCAUAACAACGUGGUUAUUGAACUCAGACACUGAAGAUGGCAGAUAUGGAGCCUGGCCAACCAAUGGAGUUUCCACUAACAAAGCCUUUGCCGCCUAUUGGUUCCAAGUCUGCAAAUGCAGAGAAGUCACAGAACUCAGAAACAGACCACUCUCAGUCUAUAGCCGAUGAUGACAACAAAUCAACAAAAAGAGUUGUCCCCCUUGUAGUUUCCAAGCAGCGGUUAGCCUCAACCGACAAGUCUGCUGAAGGGAGCAGCAAGCCUCGAGUCAUCCGGGGAUUUCGACCAGAAGCUCUCUCUGAUGAGGAAAUGGAGAAACAAAAAGAAGCGAGAGCUGUAUCAUUCAGUGAUAAUCACUCCGUUCCGUUCAAGAAGAAGACAUAUGAUGGACGGGAGAUCUUGUUUGUCACCUUGGAUACCCAGACUGACUGGGAGUGGGUGGAGAAGAAUGAGAUCAUGGACGCAAUGCAGAUUGGACCCGAUAAAACAUCGUCUCCAGAUGUAAAAGAAAUGGCCUCCCCUAAACCUGGUAGCAGAGCAGAUGGUCAUGAGGAGAAAUCCAGCCCUUCGCCGGCGUCCAUUUACAUGCCAUACAGCGAUGAAUAUGGUAUACCCAUACUGGACCUUAGUAGCGACACUGAUGAUCAUGUUCAAUCUGCCACUGCCAAAUCACGGCCACCAAAGAAAUCAUCUCAGUCAGGUCAAUCAGGGAAACUCUCUGUAAUCAUUGAAGAUUAUCUGGAGGUUCGGAGACUCUCAGCUGUAUUUGAAGAAGAAUCGCUGUUGAAUGAUACUUCGUCCGAGUACCAGCGAGAGUCAGAGAAGCAGGAAAUCCCAGUUCAAGACCCUGACUCACGGAUCCUUGACUAUGACUUUGAUAAAGACGAUUCCGGGGUUCCGUAUGGCAUGUUCUCGGGCAACUGCGAGUUCUGCAGCAAACCAAUCAAGCCUUUCCCCACAAUGGAACAACAGCUUACCAUGCCCCCGGAGACGCUGUACUGCUGUAACGACUAUCGAGAGUUUGUGGAGUUUGUGUUGACCACAAGCAAGGAGCUGGAGGAGCAGCAGAUGAAGCAGACGCAGAUGAUUGACAUCAAACCUCACGAGCAUGUGGGCUCCAAACAGGAGAGGAACGCUGCUAAGGAGAAGGCUGUACAGAGAAUGCGAGAGAGAGAACUACAGCGAAGAGCUCAAGAGGCGAGUGGCAUGCAGAAUAACUUCUUUGCAUCUCCUUCCAAGAUGGUAUUUAUGAAAAUCCCUGGAGGCCUGGGCAAUGUGACCAUGAAAGACUUGUUUGAUGUCCAACUAGACCCUUUUGAGAUCCAUCUAGAUUGUCUAGACAUGUGUCCAUUACGGGCAAAGUCAAGGGAGUUAGAACAGCGGGGCCAGGGAGGGGACAGGGAGGGGAAAGAGGGGCCGGGCAAGGGGUAUGAGGGAGACAUGAAAAUCAAGGCCACACAAGUCCUCAUAGAUAAGGGUCACUGCUUUGAGUGUAAGAUGUUUCAGACAGCCCAGAUUGCUAGCAUUUAUCAGCAAGCGAAGAGGAACUCAAGCAUGGUUGCCCGCCAGAUGAAGACCAUCAACUACCAGCUGUCUUCACAAAAGUGUCUUGAUGAAGGCUGGACCGUCCGCGCUCCCUCGCCUUUCUUCGAUGAUCUUGGCGACGACGUAUUCACGCCUGAGCCAUUGAAUCCUGCAAUGCUUGCGGAUGGCAAGAAUUCUGACCUGGCAUCAGCAUAUCGGCCUGAUUCAGCUUACUACCGCCAAAGAUUACGUGAUCGGCCACUGAUCGAGAAGUUCUACGAAAGCGGACAAAAGUUCCUGACAAUGUUCCCUGAUGGAACAGGAAACGUGUUUUACCCUUCCGGUAACUUAGCGAUACUGAUCUCCUCCGUGAAACUGGGUCAGUACAACUAUACCAUUCACCAUGACUACAAACUCUCUGGGGUGGCGGCAGUUUUCGAACCCAACGGAUACGGUUACUGCUACUUUCCCAAUGGAGACAUCAGGUUAUAUAUAGACCAGUAUGGUGGGCUGGAACUUGACAACGUGGGUGCUAAGCGUCGCAAGUGGUCCUGGAAGGAUCAGCUGACUCACGUGCAUGCCCCUCCCUUCCAGCCGAUCUGCAUAGGCCUGAACAGACAUAUGGGCGUUCGGUUAAUGAGCCAGGACAACAUCGCACUGACGUUCAGUGCCAGCAAGAGGAGCUGUCGCUUCAACAUGGGCUCCCGACUUAGGACGGGUGGGGUGGGGGAGGAUAACUAUAUGUCCUUGUCUACUAAACAAAGAAAUGGAAAGCAGAGGGGUGGGUUGGGGGAGCUUAAAGAUUUGUCAUUGCCCACCCAUGUGUCCAAACAAAUAAAUGGAAAUCAGUUGGUGGCCCCAGAGAAUGCCCCAUUGAAGGAAGUGGAUGAGGAGCAGAUCUUCCUUGAAGAAAAGAAAAAUACUGUGGAGAUGCUGCUGAACAAGGUUGCUAACCUGCUUAAGUUCCCAAACAAUCCUAAGCUGGACAAGAUGUUACCUCCCCAGCAUGUGACCUCCAACCAGGUCAAGACGGAACGGCUCAAGAUGGAUCGCAAGGAGUACCUGAGUCAGCGGGCUGCACGGGAUAAGAAACAGUCCUCCAUAUCUGUCGACUGUUGAGCACGUGCGAGAACAAGUCCGUUUUUAGUUUUAUCAGAGACUUUUAAAAUCUUGUUAGAUUGGACUAUGUAUGAAAUUUGUGUUUAUUUUAAUGUUAAACCUGUUUUAUCAGCUUAAAUAAUGAUAAGCCACUUUUGUGAUCGUGUUAGAUAGGAAUGAUUAAUACUUUUAAGUGUAUUUAUGUAUUUGUAUUUUUAAAUUUUUACGUUCAUAGUGGAGUCAAUUUUAUUAUGAUAAUAUUGAAAAUAUUUAUGUUUGAUAAUUUUAAUAGUUUCUAUUAUAUUUACCCUUUUUUUCUUUGCUUUUUUUGUUCUUUUUUAUUUUACUGGUUUUAAAUUUUAUCUUUUGUUUAUUGUCACUUUCUUGAACAUUAAAUCUGUUUUGUUGUUA
Messenger RNA from Dreissena polymorpha, 3147 nucleotides. Its product is annotated as glutamate-rich protein 6-like. Bases 151 to 2757 code for a protein of 868 amino acids. The transcript is spliced from 23 exons. NCBI's taxonomy places the organism in Eukaryota, Metazoa, Mollusca, Bivalvia, Myida, Dreissenidae. The record is from RefSeq and is a predicted model, not a curated record.